Molecule: messenger RNA, 3069 nt
Organism: Mytilus trossulus (common blue mussel)
Lineage: Eukaryota; Metazoa; Mollusca; Bivalvia; Mytilida; Mytilidae
Product: E3 ubiquitin-protein ligase HACE1-like
Exons: 26
Coding region: 76-2826 (916 amino acids)
Biological process (GO): membrane fusion; protein polyubiquitination; Golgi organization
Cellular component (GO): nucleus; Golgi membrane; cytoplasm
Molecular function (GO): ubiquitin protein ligase activity; protein binding
Source: RefSeq, a predicted model, not a curated record
CAGAUUUCGAAAUCAUAGCAGAAGCUAUUUUUACCUCUGACAAUGUUUUGAUACUUUUAGCUAAUUCUGUUUAAAAUGGAAUUCCUCAAGGAUUUGGCAAAGUCUCUGAGAAGUGCUAGAACUGUUGAACUUCCCGAUGACAAAUCCUCUGCAUAUUACAUGCUGAUGUCUAUGAUCAUUGGGAACCAGUACAGGUCUGUUUCAGAUUUACUGUCAGGACCAAAAUUUGAUGUGAAUUAUGCCCAUGGUAGACCAAACAGAAAUCUCUUACAUAUUGCUGCUAAUUGUGGCAGUUAUGAGUGCCUUAAUAUUUUAUUGAAGAAAGGAGCCAAUGUAAACUUUCAGGAUGCGUCAGGCUGUACUCCACUACACCUAGCUGCUAGAAAUGGCCAAAGAAAGUGUAUUAAUAAGUUGUUGGAACAUAAAGCAGAUGUGAACAUCAGAAAUAAUGAAGGCUUGACCACUAUUCAUUGGUUGGCAGUGAAUGGAAGAACAGAAUUGUUACACGAUUUGUUUAUGUAUACACAAGAUGUGGAUGUUGAGGAUGCUCAAGGACAAACAGCUUUACAUGUGGCCUGUCAGAAUGGUCACAAAUCUACUGUUGUAUGUUUACUGGACCAUGGAGCAGAAAUCAACAGACCAAAUCAUUAUGGAUGGAUGCCUUUACAUUUUGCCUGCAGUCAUGGUCAGCAUGAUACAGCUACAAUAUUAUUACAAAGAGGAGCAGUAUUUUUACCAGAUAAAAGUAAUAAAACACCACUGGAUUUUUGCAUAGAGGGAGGAUACUGUGAAACCUGUGACAAUUUACUGACACAUUUUCCAAAAUUAUUUGAACAAUUGAUUCAGAUGGUCAGGAAAGAAGAUCUCAAAGAAUCUAUGUAUUUGAAGGUGCUGAAAUUUCUGUGCAAAAAGAAUAAUGAAAUGGCAGAUAGAAUAUUGGUAGCUUUAGCUGAGGAACUAUCAAAUAUUGGACAUAAUCUUCUGAGUUUAUCCAGUAAUGUUGAAGUCCAUGUUUCUGUACUGUUGACCUGUGUCAGAGUUCUGUGUAAACUUUACACAUCAGUGUACCAGUCUAUGACAUCAACCAUACAGUCAGCUGUAGCCAAUGGUGUCACUCCAGUCUCACCAAAAACUAUAAGGAUAUUCAAGCCAGCAGAAAGUCUAUGGCAGCUUCUGGAAGACUGGCUUAAUUUAUUACAAGUAGAAUUUGAUCAGAAAAGUCCCAGACAAUCUAUGGCAAAUCUUGCUGAAAAAGAUGAUGAUUCUCAUCCAGCUGAAAAGCCAAAGACAACAAAUACCACUAUCUCCUCAAAUGCAUCUCCACAACAACAAAAGGCAGCUAAUCAGUUCUCAGAUGUGAACUGUAGUAAAGAUAAACUUCAAGUUUCAGAGGGAAUUUUAAAACAUAUGAGUUUAGAGGACCAGGAUGUUAUUGGUGCUACAUUACCAAGGAUCUGUGGUGUUGUUCAGGCUUUUUAUAUCACAUGUUCUUGUCACACCCAAUCAGAGAUAACAUCACCACGAUUCAUAGAGUUUGUUUGUAAACAUAAUAAGGUGCUCAAAGCUUUAGUUCAGAGAAAUACCACUGUGAUAUUUGAUCAUUUUCACUUCUUAUUAGAAUGUCCAGAAUUGAUGUCUCAGUUUAUACAUAUCAUUAAAUUGCAGCCUUUUGUGAAAAGAAGAGAAUGGUUUUACCAGAAUAUAUCCGAUGAUGAAAAUCCAAGUGAAGUAUUACAUAUCCCAGCAACUGAUGAGGACAUUCUCAUUAUAAAUAGAGAAAGAAUAUUUGACAGUAGCUGUGACAGGGUGCUUAAAGAAAAUCCUGAUAAAUUGAAGAAAGGACUGGCGUUAAAGUUUGCUGGUGAAGAGGGCAUGGGGCAGGGAGUAGUGAGAGAAUGGUUUGAUGUUUUAUCCAAAGAAAUCCUAAAUCCAGAUUAUGCAUUGUUUACACAAUCAGCGGAUGGUAGUACAUUCCAGCCAAACAGUAACUCAGCUAUUAAUCCAGACCAUCUUAACUACUUUAGAUUUGCAGGACAAAUCUUAGGACUUUGUCUCUAUCACAAGCAGUUAAUCAAUGUUUACUUUACCAGAUCAUUUUAUAAACAUAUCCUUGGUAUCCCAGUGAAUUAUACAGAUGUGGCAUCUAUUGAUCCUGACUACGCUAAAAAUCUACAAUGGAUACUUGACCAUGACAUUGACAACUUGGGAUUGGACCUAACAUUUUCUGUUGAGACUGAUGUGUUUGGUGUGAUGCAGGAAGUAGAAUUAAAACCGGGAGGGAGUCAUGUAACUGUGACAGAAGAAAAUAAGACAGAGUAUGCUCAGUUAGUAACAGAAUUAAGAAUGACAAGAGCCAUACAGCCACAGAUAAACAGCUUUCUAUCUGGUUUCCAUCAGUACAUUCCACAAUCCCUCAUACAAAUGUUUGAUGAAUAUGAAUUGGAGUUAAUGUUGUCAGGUAUUCCAGAGAUAGAUAUCAGUGACUGGGAGAAUCAUACAGAAUAUAAUGGUUAUGAUAGACAGUCAUCUGUUAUCCAGUGGUUUUGGGAAAUUGUUGAAGAUUUCAGUCAAGAGAACAGAGUUUUGCUGCUUCAGUUCACUACUGGCAGUUCUCGAGUACCGUUUGGAGGUUUUGCAAAGUUUGUUGGUGGAGGAGGGCCACAACAUUUUACCAUAGCUAUAGUUCCAUAUAAAGAACAUACCUUACCUACAGCUAGUACUUGUAUCAACAUGCUGAAGAUGCCAGAAUAUAAAUCAAAGUCAGAGUUACACAACAGACUGAUGGUAGCUUUACAGUGUGGUAACCAAGGUUAUGCUUUUGCAUGAACAGGAAGUGCAAUGAAUUCUGGGAUUGGCAAUGAUGACCAGAAAUUUGAUUGGUUAAGACUUAGAACAUGUAGAAUGAAUUAUUAAAGAAUAUAAUGAUCAAUCAAGGAGAAUAUAGAAACUCAAUGAAAUAAUCAAUCCAUUUAACAAAGAGUGGAAAAUGUCUUCUCAGUAGCCUUUACAUAUCUCUUCUCUACCGUAGAAUAUAUGUUAAAACAGACACUGUCACAGUGUAGACUUUAA